CGUCAUUUUGAUUGACGGAUGAAACACCGCCCCGGAGACGCGGAGGCUCAAGUCUUCCCACAGAUGUCGGGAUUGUCGGCGUCACGGCAAAAACAAAGUUGAGAGUGAGAAGACGUAGUUCAUGGCCAACAGCAGCAUCUGAAGACGCUUCUCCGUUCAUAAACAUCGCCAUGGAUGUGCUCAAAUCUGCCAGAAGGGCUUUUAUUCGCAGUCCCAGCCUGACCAAACAAUCCAGGAGCUCAGGCAAACACCAAAAGCUCCCUGAGAACUGGACUGACACGAGAGAGACUCUUCUGGAGGGAAUGACCUUUAACCUUCGGCAUCUGGGCAUGACUCUUGUGGACCAACCCAAAGGCGAGGAGCUCUCAGCCGCUGCUGUCAAGAGGAUUGUUGCCACUGCCAAAGCCAGUGGGAAGAAAUUUCCUAAGGUGGCUCUGAAAGUGUCUCCUCAGGGAAUCGUCCUGUGUGACAGUGUGUCCAACCAGCUGAUUGAGAACAUUUCCAUAUUCAGGAUAUCAUACUGCACCGCUGACAAGAUGCAUGACAAAGUGUUUGCUUUCAUCGCCCAGAACCAGCAGAAUGAGACGCUGGAGUGCCACGCAUUCCUCUGUGCCAAGCGGAAAGUGGCUCAAGCGGUCACACUCACGGUGGCUCAAGCCUUCAGAGUGGCCUUCGAGUUCUGGGAGGUUGCCAAAGAAGAGAGAGAGAACAGUGUGAAAUGGGAUUCAGCUGGAGAGACAUCCAACAGUUCACAGUCAGAGAGAUCGGUCAGCCUGAACAGCCUUAAAGUAGGAGCAGUAGCUACAGAGAACUUGUUGGACAUUGAUGAUUACUCAUCUGCUGUGGAAAAUGUUGACAAUCCUAGUGAACCCAACAACAACUGCACCACCCUAUGGGAGAUGGAUGAUGGUCUGGAAGAGGCUUUUUCAAGCUGCAGUUUGGAUAGCUAUGAGUACUCUCCAGACUCGCUGAGUCUCGUACUAACCCCCAGGUCCUGGACAUUGGGGUGACGCCUCAGGACUGGAACUCUGAGACCGACUGGGACAAGACCAAUGGAAAUGCAUCAAAGGCCGAUGAGCUCUUCGGUCUCUGAGCACAGAUAGGUUUGUGGGAGGAAGUAGAUCCGGGAACUUCAUGCAGGAGUUUUCUGCCAGUCGAGAGAGCGGCACACUGGUCCUUCUUGUCCCAAUCAUCUGGUCCAUCACACCAAAGCAAUAGCAGAUGAGUCUAUUUUUGCAACAAAAAAAAAAUAAAAAACCUAUACUAUA
Messenger RNA from Carassius gibelio (silver crucian carp), 1268 nucleotides. RefSeq names its product low density lipoprotein receptor adapter protein 1-B. The record is from RefSeq and is a predicted model, not a curated record. Bases 171 to 1010 code for a protein of 279 amino acids. Gene Ontology annotation, cellular component: early endosome. NCBI's taxonomy places the organism in Eukaryota, Metazoa, Chordata, Actinopteri, Cypriniformes, Cyprinidae. The transcript has 10 exons.